Molecule: messenger RNA, 762 nt
Organism: Aureobasidium pullulans EXF-150
Lineage: Eukaryota; Fungi; Ascomycota; Dothideomycetes; Dothideales; Saccotheciaceae
Product: cytochrome-b5 reductase
Exons: 2
Coding region: 1-762 (253 amino acids)
Biological process (GO): ergosterol biosynthetic process
Molecular function (GO): cytochrome-b5 reductase activity, acting on NAD(P)H
Source: RefSeq, a predicted model, not a curated record
AUGAGCUUCGUGAGCUUGACUCUGGAAGAAGCGCGAAUGGUCAACCACGACACGAAAGAGCUGAAGUUCAAAUUACCUGGAGACGAUGCAACCAGCGGAUUGACCCCUGUGUCAUCCCUCCUCACUCGCCAUACAGCAGCUGGCGCUUGGUUCCCAACAUUCCGCCCAUACACACCCAUCAGCACCCCCGAUAGUCCUUAUAUCACCCUUCUUGUCAAGCAAUACCCGAACGGUCGAGCCUCGACACACCUCCACAACCUUGUCCCUGGACAGACACUCAACGUCAAGGCAAUACCCGAGUUGCCGUACAAGGCCAACCAACACAAACAUAUGGUUCUGGUCGCUGGAGGUGCAGGUAUCACACCCAUGUUCCAGAUCGCGCACACCAUCCUAGACAACCCUGAGGACAAGACUCAGUUGAGUCUCAUCUACGCCAACAAGACGGAAUCGGACAUUUUGAUGAAGAAAGAGCUCGAUGCGCUGGCCAGUCAAUAUCCCCAACGCUUCGCGACGACGUAUGUUAUCAGCGACAACAAGAAAGAUGAUAGAAGCUUGGAGAAAGGCUAUGUGACAAAAGAGAUUCUGAGCAAGGCGCUACCUGCAAAGCUCGAGGGCGAUGAUGUUAAAGUCUUGGUGUGCGGUCCUCCAGCCAUGUUGGAUGCGAUUGCUGGUGCGAAAGGCGCGAAAGGAUGGGCACAAGGAAGACUUGACGGCAUGCUCAAGGAUUUGGGCUUGACUGAGAAGCAGGUGCAUAAGUUCUAG